This is a messenger RNA of Diachasma alloeum, 2779 nucleotides long. It is a transcript of the gene MCPH1, whose product is annotated as dentin sialophosphoprotein. Gene Ontology annotation, biological process: mitotic cell cycle. Bases 278 to 2737 code for a protein of 819 amino acids. The record is from RefSeq and is a predicted model, not a curated record. NCBI's taxonomy places the organism in Eukaryota, Metazoa, Arthropoda, Insecta, Hymenoptera, Braconidae. The transcript is spliced from 2 exons.
UUCGUGCAGGUUCGAGUUUCAAAAAACUGUAAACAAUCGUUAUGUGUUUGUUCGUAGUGCUCCGAUUUUUCAAAAUCACCAAACGAAGAUAUAAUCGUUAAAGCCCCAUCCCCAUCGUCUCUAAAACCCCAGUAAAUUAUCAAACAAAGUGAUAAAGUGGACGUGACAUUCAGAGACUCGUGUACUCCGCCAUGAAGAGGUUAUUCCCUCGUAAAUAAACGCUAGUGUUUGCCUGUCAUCGUGUGAUCGAGGAACUAAAUCCACCCAAUAAAAAAAAAUGUUCUCAAAAAAGCGACGUCGAGGUGACUACAUCAACGCCAGGAGGAGCUCCCUGCAGGUGAACCUGAGCUUCGUCUCGAAUUCCUCGGACACAAGUGACACAGAAGUCAGGAAUAUCAACAGUAAGCAAGAGAUCCUGGACGACAACGUGAAACGCUUGAGGGAGGCAAUCCUGAGCAAAACCCGAGAGAUAUUCGACAAUCAGAAUGACUUCUGCAAGAAGACAGCGUCGAUCCUGGGGGAGGCAGAGGGUACCUCUGACCAGAACGACCAGAACCAGUCCAACAGUCAAGAGAAGAAGGCGAGACUUCCCCUGGUCCUCGAGGAGAGUGACUCGAGUGACUUCUUCCCAAAGCCAUCAGCUAGGAGAGAGAAACCGAGUGCCAGUCCCAUCGUGAGCAGCAGCAAUAAAAACUGCACUUCAAUCGUGUUUUCACCGAGGAGAACGCGGUCAUCUUGUCGCUCAUCAAGUAAAGAGGACACUGUGAUGGGAAAUCCGAUAAAAUGCUCGACUUUUACGAGUCAUAACGCGAGUUUGAUGAGCAAUCCAGGGGUCAGGAGGAUCAAUAACUCAGAGUGUGUCACUCCAAAGUCAUCAAAACCAGUGAUAAGGGACGUGAGAUCGUGCUACAUACCUCUUGAUAAGAUUGAUGGGUACGAGAGGGUGAAUCGCAGCAGAAAUUUGAGAGAAAUUUCCAUGGAAUUGACUCCAGCUGUGGGAAACCCCAUUCUCAUGCCUCAAUCCACUGCUGCUGGCAUCAAUAAUCCUGUGGGGAAACCCCUGGAGGGGAAUAACGAGAGUUUCAGCAGUGGCAGGACCUCUCUGGAGGUCAGAACCUCGGUGGAUCCAGUCCUGGAUGACCCCUCGAUGAGCCAAUCUCAGUCUAGUCGAUCUGUACUGGGGGUGAGGAAGAGCAAUCCAGGGAGAAGAAGUCUCUCCUUGAACAAGUCAAAUCGCUCUCUGAAGAUAAUCCACCCGGCGUUUAUUGAAUCGAGAAAAAAAUCGGAAUUCAAUGAGAGGAAGAGAAUGAGUGAGGGUAAUUCGACUGGUGCGUGGGGUGAUUGUCUGUCGUUGAACGUCAAUACUUCACUGGUGUCUCGGAGGUCAACUAAUGGGAGUGUUGUGGAGGCCACACCAGCCCCCAUUAGUCGGUCGACGUUGAUGAAAUCACAAUCACGAUUUACGACUGUCUUGGAAAAGAAGUCAACGGAUUCUGGUGUAAAACGCGAGGUUUCGCGGAUCGUAACGAAAUCAAACCCCACCACGAGCCCUGAACCCGUCCCUUCAACGUCUCACCACAGACUGGAAGACACAAUCAUCCUGGACACCUCUGAAUCCCUCAAAGGCCCGAUAAUAAAGGACUCCGCAGACGAGAGUGAAGCUGAAUCGGAUAAUCCCAAACCGAGAGAAAGUAUUUACGAGGACUCGUCGGACGACGAGAGGAGUGAGACGGAAGACAAUGCAUCAGCCAAGAAAAAACAAUGCAAAAGGAGAAAGUUAUUUACCCAGCUGAAUGACUCUGGCUUAAUAUCCCUGAGUCCCAUGGAAAGAGCAGAGUCCUCGCCCCGAACUCCAGUGCUAUCAGUAAAAAAGAAAAAGCGAAAAAUCCACAAAAUUCUCCUCCCCAAAAAUUCCCAAACCCAGGCCGAAACAGCAACACAAACCCAGAAACUCGAGGUGAUUAAAAGCCGACUGAAAUUCCCGAAGAGACUUGAGGAUAAGAAAGUUGAGAAUAAGACGAAGAAGCGAAAAAUAAUGAGCAAAAAGUUAGUCUUAAAGAAGAGAGUGAAUCCAGAUGUACUUCGACUGUUGAAUGAGGUUGAAGGUGAAGCCCUUGAUAACUCGGAGCAGAGUAGAGACUCGUUGAACGACUUCACAGACAACAAACGAAUAGCCACAAAGGGAAGACACCACACCAAGUGCAUCUACAUCGUUACAACUGGAUUGUGUAACGGUGACAAGGAUUUAGUGAAGGCUGCUGUGAAGAAAAUUGGAGGUGCCAGGAUGGAGUCGUCAGUGACACGUCAAACGACGCAUAUUGUCACGACUGGAGUGCGUACGAUUAAUCUACUCAGAGGAAUAAUCAGGGGCUGCUGGCUCGUGAGCAUCGAGUGGCUGAAGAGAUCGAUCAGGGCGAGAACGUGGCAGAGUCCAGAGAACUAUGAGAUCGAUCAUUUUUCCAAGGCUGUGCAGGAGAACAGGAGGGACAGGGAGAUAUUUGGGAGGUCGUAUGUGCCGGAGUUGUUCGCGACCUGUGGGCUGAUUUAUAUUGAUGGCUCCACAGCCCCCCCUCGAGAGAUUCUCAAAGAGUUGAUCAAGACAGCUGGAGGGAGAAUCAUCGAGAGCCCGCAGAAAGCGAAGAUCGUCAUUGGUGCGAAGGGCUUGCGAGAGGUCUGGGUGUUGGACUCGAUAACAACUGGGGAACUCCAGCCCCUUGAUGACUAUCGACGUCAGUAAUCACGAUUGUAUAUACCAAAAAUAUUUAUUUAAAAUGUUUCC